AGCAACGACCCAGAGGCGCUCCUCGAAUCAACUGCGAACCGAUAUCUAACCCCCACACCUCCUCCCCAGCCAUGAGCCAGGACGGCAGCUCAUUGACGCCGCACUAAUCCGGUCCUUGACGCUUUUUGGGUGUGUUUUUGUAUUCUUCCUCGGAGCUCGAAUGGACGUCGAUGGGCUGGAGGAGUGGGAGGAUGCCUCUGCACGUUUGAGUUCCCUGCCCGGAGUGGAGGGGCAUGUUGGAUCCGUGUGUGUCGGUUGAGUGGAAGUGGAGGUGGCGGCAAGAGGAGGAAGAAGCGAACUUUAGCACCGUGAUUUAUCCUCAUUUUACCCCCACCCUGUCCUUUCACGUCACAGCAGGACCAGCGGUGGAUUUCCCCACAACGUUUCCCCGAUGAGAAGCCCUCACCCGCGGGGAGGCUGCGCGAUGGUGACCGUGACGAUGAGCAAGAGCGCCGAGUGGCUCCAAGAGGAGCUCGAGUCCGGGGCCGCCGCGCAGCUGCUGCUGCUCGACUGCCGACCGCAUGAGCUCUACGAGUCGUCGCACAUCGAGGCGGCCAUCAACGUGGCCAUCCCGGGCCUCAUGCUCCGCAGGCUCAAGAAGGGCAACCUACCCAUCCGCUCCAUCAUCCCCAACAACGAAGACAAGGAGAAGUUCGUCAAGCGCUGCAAAACGGACGUGGUGCUUCUGUACGACGAAGCCGCCCCCGAGCGACAGGAGUCCGGGCUGGGGAGCUCCGUGCUCGGGCUGCUGCUGCAGAAGCUCCGGGACGAUGGAUGCAAGGCUUUCUACCUGGAAGGAGGCUUCCACAAGUUCCAGUCCGACUUUCCUGAACACUGCGAGACCAACUUGGACUGUUCUUGUCCCAGCAGCUCCCCGCCGUCCUCCGUGCUCGGUCUGGGAGGACUCCGCAUCAGCUCCGACUGCUCUGACGGCGAGUCGGACCGCGAGCCGGUCAGCGCCACAGAGUCGGAGGGCAGCCCGCUGCCCAGCAACCAGCCGGCGUUUCCAGUCCAGAUCCUGCCGUACCUCUACCUGGGCUGCGCCAAGGAUUCCGCCAACCUGGACGUGCUGAGCAAGUACAACAUCAAGUACAUCCUCAAUGUCACCCCCAACCUGCCCAACAUGUUUGAGCAUGAGGGCGACUUCAAGUACAAGCAAAUCCCCAUCUCUGAUCACUGGAGCCAGAACCUUUCACAGUUUUUCCCUGAGGCCAUUUCAUUCAUUGACGAGGCCCGCUCCAAAAAGUGCGGCAUCCUGGUGCACUGCCUGGCAGGGAUCAGCCGCUCGGUGACGGUGACGGUGGCCUAUCUGAUGCAGAAGCUCAACCUGUCGCUCAACGACGCCUACGACUUCGUCAAGCGCAAAAAGUCCAACAUCUCGCCCAACUUCAACUUCAUGGGCCAGCUGCUGGACUUUGAGCGGACGCUGGGCCUGAACAGCCCGUGCGACAACAACCGCUCCACGUCGCCCGCCGCCAAUGAGCAGCUCUUCUUCACCACGCCCACCAACCACAACGUGUUCCAGCUGGACACGCUGGAGUCCACGUGACAGUCGGGGAGGGGGACGGCAUCCUUGAAGGUGAUCAUGUUUCCAUGGUAACAACAUGGCCGCUGCCGCCGCUGUAUCCGGCGAGGCGUUAGCAGCCGCUUUAUUGAAUGUGUUGGCCUCCGGAGGCUCGCCGUCUCGGAGCCUGGAGCCGCUUUCGGAGGGAAGUCGCACAAAGUUUUGGAGCUGAUGGAAAGCUUGAAUAAUCAAUCAAGUUGCAACGAAAAGCCAAGGAGACUCAAAAAACAAACAAACAAACAAAAAAAAAAAAACGAAGAUGUGCCACUGUUACGAGGCACAGUGGAGAAUCUUUGGAGGUGUCACUCUGCUCAGUGUGGAUCUUUUACAAACCAAGGAAUUAACAAAGUAUUUGUACUGUAUGUUAGAAAGAAGAAGUGUCUAUAUUCAGUUAUCUUUUUGUAUAUUUUUCAUGUAUCCACAUAUAUACGCAUCGUAAUAAUAUGAAUAAUCUUUGUCCAAAAAGUAAAGAAAGGGAAAGAGGAACAUUGUCUGACCUAAUACACUUUGCACACGCGUGUAGCCAAUGGUGUGCCGAGAGGGGGGGCGUGGCCAGUAAGAGACCAAAGGUUUGAAUCUGAGUACUUUUUGACUAUUGACCAAGAAGGCUAGUUCCUUCCUCAUGUCACCCAACGAGAAGGACCAGUCUUAUCCAGUUUGCAUUUGAUUUCGCAACUUCCUGCUUUCAGGCUUUGCCAAACCGGUUUCGUCUUAACUUUUGUGCUUUGCAGUCGCAAAGUCCACAAUUUCCCAACUUAUUUUAGCCGCCCGUCUAAAGCCUCUUUCAUGCAGCCAUUUUUACACCUAUUUCCUCCCGGUGUUGCUGUUCUGUAUAAACGGCAAAGAGGAGCAAGUGGUUCCGACUAUAUUCCGCCCUUUGGAGGUAGUACCAGAGCCGUAACAGAAGCGGGGACGGCAACUGUGUAAAAGGGAAUUCUGGACAGACUCACACAACUGUUGUGUUGAAAGUAGUUGCUGUGUAAUGUGCCAAUUUUGCAGUAUCUCUCUAAAACCCUUUCACACAGCCUGCAAACGCUGGUAAUUUUCCACCUUUUUCACCGUUUGUUGCUGUUCUGUAUGGUACCCGUGAGUCACAAAAUGGCAGUUUUCCAAGUUGUAUCAUAUUCUUAACAGACGGCACCUGUGUAAAAGGGACUUUGCAGGAUGCCCUUGUGAUCCUGUUUUCGCUGGAUUAUGUGUGAAAGGAAAAGGCGCAUAAAUGCCAGUUGUGAUGCGCCAAUUUAGCAGUAGCUCUGCGAACUCCUUUUAUACAGCCUGGAAAAGCCGGCAAUUGUCCCCCUUUUUUUCCUCCUGUGUUAUUGUUCUGUGUAAACGGCACAGACAGUAGUCAACCCAGCACCUCGGCAGGUAGUACCCGAACCCUAACAGAAGCAGGGAUGACACCUGUGUGAAAGGGAAUGCCGUAAAAGCAGGGCUUCUCCCGCUCCGCUGUGUUGAAAGCUGUUGUCACUGUCUGACAAGUCAGCUAUUGCUACAAGCUGAUGCGCCUGUUUUGCGGAAUCUCUGUAAUCCUCUUUUACACUGCCUGUAAUAGCCGACAUUUUUCCACCUUUUUCCCCCCUGUCGGGCUGCUGUUCUUUAUGAAAAGCACAGACACAAAAAGGGGGAAGAGAUUCUGAGACAUAACAAAAGCGGGAAUGGCACCUGUGUGAAAGUUAAAGCCGGAAAAAGGCCGGACGGGAGACUCAGAAUGAAGCACAACCGGCAUUAGGAAGCAAGACGGGACUUUUUUUGUGAAAUUUGACACGCUCUUCUCCUGUCGUGUUGGAAGAAAUUGUGGCUACCAGACAAGUAUUUUAUUGCACACCCAAUUACCUGAUUGUAGUUAUUAACUGUAAUAUUUCGCCUUCUGGGUUUUUGGUGAACAGCACAGUCAGAUGAACUCCAAAUCCCCUUAUUAUGGCUCUGAUGUGGGAUCUCUGUUUGAAAGGGGCUCCCCUGUAGUUGGGUGGCACUGGCCUUCACUCCAAAACUGCACUUAAUUGAACACGAGAUUUUGUCAGAAUCACCCUUAAGCCUUGAGUAUGUACUAUUAUUACAUGACAGACCUAAUUGGGUAUAUAGAAUAUACAGUAUAUGUAUACAUAAUAGCUUAGUAAAGAGAUGUAUAUUAUUUUAUAUGGCUGAUCAUGCUGUGCUAAUGUAUGACUCAGCCACGGGUUGUUGGACGUUGCUUUAAAAAGGACACAAAUUUAAGUAGCAGAGGAUUUUGGGACGACCGAUAUAGACCCCUUCAAGAUUGACCGUCUUUCAGCUGGGAUUUAAACUGUAGCUUUUAUCCAAACAUACGCUGAGCCCAGUGCAAGACAAGUAUUAUUUGGAAUUUAUUUGUGCCAUAAGGUUCGUUUGAAUGAUGCAUCCGUUUCUAUUUCAGCUUACAUUUUUGUGUCCUGCGCACAUUAGUGAUGUUGGCUAGAAAAAGCUUGUCCUUGGAUCCCAGCAUAUUCGCAAUUCAGCAUUCACGGCCCUGCAAAUUCACAGAUUUUUGUUCAAAAACAUUGUUGACAUGUUUGUCUUUAUUUCGUCAAGCGUUGAUAUUUUGUACUUUUGUUCGCCAGUCCUCGAACGCACCAUAGCUUGUGUGCUGAGAUGCAAGUUUGUACCCUCCAAAAAGCGGGAAUCUACUGUACUCCCAAUACUUCAAAUGUGGCUUUCUAACCAAUUUAGUAUACGACAAAACAGAGUUCACGUUUCUUGCCUGGCGUUUAGCCUUCAUAAGCGUUUUUUUUGUUUUGUUUUUUUUAAAGCAGUUGUUGGUACUGAACAGGGUUGGUCUCAGCUGGCCUUAUAAUAUCUUUCUAACAUGACUGUUCAGUACUCGUUGUAUCGAGUCGUAUGAAUCAGAAUCGGCGGUAACAGUUGUUUUUACCGCCACGGGUCACACAAGGUCGUCUUUUAUUACUCUGCAAUAUACCAGUGCUUGUAUUUGUUAGAACAAGACCUCAAACUUGUUGCUUUUUUUGUAUUAUAUUGAUAUCAUUCUACGAAACCUGACAUCCAUAUCACAUUGACGCACUUCCUGGAUGACAACACAAACAUUUGAACACAAUAUUAUCUUGAUUUAUUUUCAUGAGAAGUAGAGUCCCAGCAUGUAACACACUAGGGAUGGGCAUCAUAAGAAUCCAUUCAUUCUUUGUCAGUGUGGGAUUAGUAGUUGAUUUAUUGCGAUUAAAGCAAAAUGGGGUGCACUACCUGGCUGCCACCAGCAGAGGCGAUGUUGAUUCAGUCUCAUCUAAUUCAUCCCAUUGAAAAUAUUCUCAAAAAUAAAAGUAAAUGUCGUCAAAUGCUCAUCCCUAGUUCCCCACACUUGUUGUUUUUGAUAUGUGCUCUAUGCUAUUCCUGUGGCCUUUUAAUGUUAAUAUAUAUAUCAAAUAUGUAAUGAAUUUAUAUGCAAAAGAGUUGGAAAAUGUGUGAUGGACUAUAUUUCAGUACACAGCUCUUUUUUUGGGGGGGGGGGGGGUGGAUUUCCUAAAACAAUACAAUUGAUUCCGAGCUGCUUUUGUGUCUUUGUAACAACGAAAGAGAAAACUUUUAAAAAGAAAAAUUGUUUUUUUUUUUUUUUUUGUAAAUGUUGCCACAACACGGGAACGGACGUUUCUGUGCCCUUAAAAACUUGUAGCCACAUCAUCUCGGUGUCAAUGUGCUCAGGA
Dunckerocampus dactyliophorus (ringed pipefish) is the source of this 5235-nucleotide messenger RNA. RefSeq names its product dual specificity phosphatase 7 (gene dusp7). The record is from RefSeq and is a predicted model, not a curated record. Lineage: Eukaryota; Metazoa; Chordata; Actinopteri; Syngnathiformes; Syngnathidae. The transcript has 3 exons. Gene Ontology annotation, biological process: negative regulation of MAPK cascade; protein dephosphorylation. Gene Ontology annotation, cellular component: cytoplasm; cytosol. The coding region runs from base 392 to 1549 and encodes 385 amino acids. Gene Ontology annotation, molecular function: MAP kinase tyrosine/serine/threonine phosphatase activity; protein tyrosine/threonine phosphatase activity.